UGUUUCUGCCGGAGCUUUACAGUGUGACACCAGGCGGUUGUAAACAAAAAGCAUGGGUAGAGUUAGCCUCGCUGCUGUGUGGACUGAACUAUAAAACGGCUGUAUUGUAGUAUCAUUGAGAAAUAUUAGAGUGUUAAAGUAACGAUGUCUCUAAUUGAGCAUCUGAGAGAGUUGAUCAGCGACAGACUAACUGCUGCUGCUGAAGAAAUAUUCACAGAGUUUGAAAAAACCAUCGUCCAGUACCAGGAGGAGAUCGAUCGUCAGCGCAGACUGCUGGAUGUCAUCUGGAAACCACACAUCCCCUUACAAUCCAUAGAGCUCCCACAGUCUUAUGUCUGUGAAAAUGAGAAGACUUUUGUUGACCAUCAGCCCCAUGACCAGGAGAGAAACUCCAUGGUGGACCACGAUGACCCAGAGCCUCUACGGAUUAAAGACGAGCAGGAGGAACGCUGUGCCAGCCUGGAGCAAUCAAACCCAGAGCUUCCUCAAAUUAAAAGGGAAGAGGAAGAAUUCUGCACCAGUCUGGUCCAAUCAAAUCCAGAGCUUCUUCAAAUUAAAAGGAAACAGGAUGAACUCUGCACUAGUCUGAAUCAGUCAAACACAGAGCUUCCACUAAUUAAAACAGAGCAAGAGGAACUCUGCUCCAGUCAUGAGGAGGAGCAACUUGGAUUGAAACAGGAGACUGAUACCUUUGUGGUGACUCCUGCUUAUGAAGAAAGUGACCACAGUGAACCAAAACCAAACAGCGAUCAGCUCCUGUUUCACGUCUCUUGUGCAGCUGAGAGCCCAGAUCAGGCUGGAAGCAAGGAUGUAGACUCAGGAUCAACUAGACAUGUCACGCUGAAGCCAAGACAUCAAAGUACCAGCAGUCACAGUAAUGAUGUAGACAAUGCUCCAAUGUCUGAGAGACAGUGUGAUAAUGACAAGGCAACAAAAUCUCUAACAUGUGAGGUCUGUGGAAAAGCUUUUGGGCGCAAAUCAAAUUUAACGAGACAUCACAGAACCCACACAGGUGAGAAGCCGUAUUCUUGUGACACCUGUGGAAAAAGCUUCAGUCAACGGAUCCACAUGAAGAGUCAUAAGAGAACACACACAGGUGAGAGAGACAUCUGUGCAGGAGGUAGAUCACUGCAUCAUCAACCCCGAUGCCGGGCUGGUAGGCGAAUUGCAGCGGGUCCGUUGAUGAGCUCACCAGGAGUCGCAUAUUACAGAGGACCAACCAUUCCAGGGUCUUCACCAGAGCUCCCACAGUCUGAUGUCUGUGAGAAUGAGAAGACUCUCGUUGACCAUCAGCCCCAUGACCAGGAGAGAAACUCCAUGGUGGACCACGAUGACCCAGAGCCUCUACGGAUUAAAGACGAACAGGAGGAACUCUGUGCCAGUCUGGUCCAAUCAAACCUAGAGCUUCUUCAAAUUAAAAGGGAGCAGGAUGAACUCUGCAUGAGUCUGAAUCAGUCAAACACAGAGCUUCCACUAAUUAAAACAGAGCAAGAGGAACUCUGCUCCAGUCAGGAGGAGGAGCAACUUGGAUUGAAACAGGAGACUGAUACCUUUGUGGUGACUCCUGCUUAUGAAGAAAGUGAUGACAGUGAACCAAAACCAAACAGCGAUCAGCUCCUGUUUCACGUCUCUUGUGCAGCUGAGAGCCCAGAUCAGGCAGGAAGCAAGGAUGUAGACUCAGGAUCUACUAGACAUGCAACGCUGAAGCCAAGACAUCAAAGUACCAGCAGUCACAGUAAUGAUGUAGACAAUGCUCCAAUGUCUGAGAGACAGUGUGAUAAUGACAAGGCAACAAAAUCUCUAACAUGUGAGGUCUGUGGAAAAGAUUUUAGGUAUAAGUCAGAUUUAAUCACACAUCACAGAACCCACACAGGUGAGAAGCCGUAUUCUUGUGACACCUGUGGAAAAAGCUUCAGUCGACGGAUCCAUGUGAAGAGUCACAUGAGAAGUCACACAGGUGAGAAGCCGUAUGUUUGUAGCACCUGUGGAAAAAGAUUCAGUGACAGUGGUAGUUUGAAAGUCCACAUGAGAUGUCACACAGGUGAGAAGCCAUAUUCUUGUAAGACCUGCAGAAAAAGUUUCAUUUGCAGUGGUUAUUUGAGAGUCCACAUGAGAAGUCACACAGGUGAGAAGGCAUAUGUUUGUCACACCUGUGGAGAAACAUUCACUCACGGUUGUAGUUUGAAAGUCCACAUGAGAUGUCACACAGGUGAGAAGCCAUAUUCUUGUAAGACCUGCAGAAAAAGUUUCAGUCGCAGUGGUAGUUUGAAAGCCCACAUGAGAAGUCACACAGGUGAGAAGCCGUAUGUUUGUAGCACCUGUGGGAAAAGAUUUAGUGACAGUGGUAAUUUGAAAGUCCACAUGAGAUGUCACACAGGUGAGAAGCCAUAUUCCUGUAAGACCUGUAGAAAAAGUUUCAGUCGCAGUGAUAAUUUGAAAGUCCACAUGAGAAGUCACACAGGUGAGAAGCCGUAUGUUUGUAACACCUGCGGGAAAAGAUUUUCUCGUGUAUCGAUAUAUUCUAGCCACAUGGCAGUUCACAAGAAGAAAAGCCAAAUUCUUGUGGAACAUGUGGAAAAAGCUUCAGUCAAUGGGCCUAUUUGACUGUCCACAUGAGAUGUCACACAGGUCAGAAGUGUAAUGCACUAAGGAGCAGAACAUUCCAGAGCAACACACAAAGAUUCAAAGACCCUCUCCCAAAUCUGUAAAUUUGGUAAGCCACCAUUUCAGGAGACCGCUAACCUAAAACUCACAUCCAAAGGGAACAUCUGCUGAUCGGAUGUUUACUACUAAAGGACCACUCACGACUCUUUUGGAGACAACAGGAUGCCUCCUACCUCCACUAGAAUCUGAUAAAGGUCAUAAAGUGUCAGCUGUGAGGAAAACCACACCUCUGCACAAUUAGCAUUCUGACCUUCUGAUCUCCCAACUUAGCACACAGAACUUUCUACGCAGGAAUGAAUUGAACAAUUUAAAUCAGAACAUUAAGGAAAUGCACCAUCAUCGGAAUGACGAUCUGGACUCAGUUUCUGAUACCAGGUUGAUCAGGACCAGUAUGGAAGAAGAACACAUGGAAUCUGAAGUGUUUGUGGAAGAUGCACACAUGAUACACAAACACCCCCUUGACAGAUGCAAACUGAGAAGCAUGACCCAAGUUAGCUUCACUGCUGUGUGAACUGAGCUAUAAAACGGCUGUAUUAUAGUAUCAUGGAGAAAUAUUAGUGUGUUAAAGUAACGAUGUCUCUAAUUGAGCAUCUGAGAGAGUUGAUCAGCGACAGACUAACUGCUGCUGCUGAAGAAAUAUUCACAGAGUUUGAAAAAACCAUCGUCCAGUACCAGGAGGAGAUCGAUCGUCAGCGCAGACUGCUGGAUGUCAUCUGGAAACCACACAUCCCCUUACAAUCCAUAGGUGUGUAUGUGUUCUGAUGGUAAAGAAUUCCAAUUAUACCAUGUAGAACAUCAUGAAGUGUUCAGGUGAAUAGAUUACGGUGAACUGAGACACAUUGUGAGAAAGAGAGAAUGGCCUCAUAAUAUGGUGUCUGUUAGUUGAUGUUGUGUGGAGUUUUUAAAAUGGUGAUCGUUGUGUUGAUUGACCCUGGAACCAAGAACCAAAGUUUUCUGUUCAGAGGUGCUGGAAGUGUGUAUCUGAACUACACACUGACACCAACUGCAUUGUGUUAUCAAACAGUUAAUAAUAAAACUGUGACAGAGGA
Molecule: messenger RNA, 3713 nt
Organism: Amphiprion ocellaris (clown anemonefish)
Lineage: Eukaryota; Metazoa; Chordata; Actinopteri; Pomacentridae
Product: zinc finger protein 615-like
Exons: 4
Coding region: 145-2604 (819 amino acids)
Biological process (GO): regulation of transcription by RNA polymerase II
Cellular component (GO): nucleus
Molecular function (GO): RNA polymerase II cis-regulatory region sequence-specific DNA binding; DNA-binding transcription factor activity, RNA polymerase II-specific
Source: RefSeq, a predicted model, not a curated record